Molecule: messenger RNA, 944 nt
Organism: Brienomyrus brachyistius
Lineage: Eukaryota; Metazoa; Chordata; Actinopteri; Osteoglossiformes; Mormyridae
Product: skin secretory protein xP2-like
Exons: 3
Coding region: 142-813 (223 amino acids)
Source: RefSeq, a predicted model, not a curated record
UGAACAGCUGCCUUCAACAGAAACGAAGUGAUUCCGCGGCGCUGACAGCGUACAAAAAGCAGCGUAGUCUGUGUUUCUGAAUUACUUUGGUUGGCUAUCUGUGUUCCUGGUUGGGUGGUUGGUUGGUUAGUUAGUUGUGAAAUGGAAACGGUUUCAGUAUGGGUUUUAUUUCUUUUGGGGCUAUUUUUUCAUGGUGCCUGUUCUCUUUCUCUCUCCCCAGGCCUCUUGAGUACUGUUGAACAGAAUGCAGCCCAGCUAGCCCUGGACGAGGGCGCCAACUCCACGCUAGCCCCGGACGAGGGCGCCAACUCCACGCCAGCCCCGGAGGAGGGCGCCAACUCCACGCCAGCCCCGGAGGAGGGCGGCAACUCCACGCCAGCCCCGGAGGAGGGCGGCAACUCCACGCCAGCCCCGGAGGAGGGCGGCAACUCCACGCCAGCCCCGGAGGAGGGCGGCAACUCCACGCCAGCCCCGGAGGAGGGCGGCAACUCCACGCCAGCCCCGGAGGAGGGCGGCAACUCCACGCCAGCCCCGGAGGAGGGCGGCAACUCCACGCCAGCCCCGGAGGAGGGCGGCAACUCCACGCCAGCCCCGGAGGAGGGCGGCAACUCCACGCCAGCCCCGGAGGAGGGCGGCAACUCCACGCCAGCCCCGGAGGAGGGCGGCAACUCCACGCCAGCCCCGGAGGAGGGCGGCAACUCCACGCCAGCCCCGGAGGAGGGCGGCAACUCCACGCCAGCCCCGGAGGAGGGCGGCAACUCCACGCCAGCCCCGGAGGAGGGCAGCAACUCGCUGUCGGCUUUUCAGCCUUAAUAGACGCUUGUAGUCUGACUUCAGGAAGCUUAAUUGACUGUCUUCCAGGUUAGUCUAGCUGCAAGCUGAUGAUCAAACCAUUUUAACCUUGGAGCUGCUUGGCUUUUCUGUGAUUAAACUGAAUCUCCUGA